AUUGCAUGUUAAAGACUCCACUUUUUCCACAAAAGAAGGACUGCAUACAGAAUUAUAUUAGAAACAGAGGCAUGUGUAAAUAAGUAACGUGACCUUUAAAACUUAUAAAUAGAAUCAGAACAUCUUUUAAUUUUAUUGACUUAUUUGCUUCAUAAAUAGAUAAUACAUUUUUAUGGCUUGUUCCGAUGCUUAUCUAUCACACUGCAUGUUCAAGUCCUGAUUAACUUCCUGGGAUUACAGUACAACCAGAAGCAGAAUUUCUAAAGUACUUUGGCAAAGCUUUGUUUUUAUAGUAAUUUUGACAUAAUCAAACCCAGCAAUUUCUAGAAAUGUUUUCAAAAAAUAUAUUCACAUGGCUUGAUUGCAGCAUUUUUGGUUAAAAUAUCAGAAUUCCCAGACCACACCUAGAAUAAAAAGCACUGGGUUAAACUAAAGAGAAGGAAGUUUUACAGGGAGAUGUUAAGGCAGUCUUCCUAGCAGUCAAUUAAGCACUUGAAUAACUAAUCUAAGAUUACCACAGAUGGUUAUAAAAGUCUGGACAAACACAUUAUGAAUAGACCCAAAUGUAUGAAAAACAGGAUGUUCGUCUGGCCUGAUCGCAAAGGCUCCCUCCACCCUGCACCUAUUUUAUUCAAAUACUAUAGCAUGACAAGCAAUAAUAUUUUUAGAUAAUUAGUUCUGAAUUGCACUUCAGUACAUCAUCAGUGUUGAUCAUCCCAAAAAUCCUACUGCUUUUUGAAAAUCAUUCUCUUAAAAAAACCAAACUGAGAUAUUAGAAGUGGACCUGGGUAAAAAUGCAAGAGUUUAUACAGCAACUUACCAGAUUGCAGGUCCUAAGAAAAGCAGUUCCUUUCCCACUCCAUAAAUGUUCAUUCUAAAUAUUUAGUGAAGAAGCUGAAUGCUUAUUUUUAUAAACAUGUGACUAGAAAACAUAUGGACUCUUACUGAAAUAACAGUAAUAGAAAUUAAACGCCUUUUCACUAUGUGCUAGUACAGUGUGCCAUGCCCUGCUUUUCAGGAAUAUUGCCUUUUUCCUGAGGAGUAUAAGCUAAAAUAUCAAUUUAUAACCAAAAUCUGAUUAUCUUAAUUGCAAUAAAGCAAAUGAUACACUUAAUAGGAUGUGCAUGCUCUUUCCAAGCAGCUUAUUGUAUUGCUGUAUCAGUCAAGUAAGCAAUAUGCCAUCUGCAGAUGUUUAUGUAUGAAAUCCUGCAGAGGGAAAACAUUUGAACUACAGAACAGAUUAAAUAAUUGAAAAUGAAAUUGCAUGAUAAGGUGUUUGAUGGGGUGGAGGGAGGCAGCACAGUGGAGGAAAAUCCAUCCCCAUGACUACUGGUCCUUCCUCCUCCCUGCUCACUGCUGUUCGCCUCUUCUUGGAUUCCAGAGCUUGUUUUAUUCCUCAGCAGCGUUCCUACAGCCUGGCAGAUUCAGUAUUGUUGGAAAUUGGGGACGGUGGUUUGUUUCAGACAGAGAAGAAAGGAGAGUUUAAGUAUCGCUUUAGGAGACAUGGCUUUGCUCUGGAUUCUUUUAUACAGAAAGAAGACGUGUUUGCUGGCUCUGAGAGAAAAGGAAAAUUGUUAAAGGCAGUGUGGAUAUGACUUGAAUUUUUCAUCAGGCUCUCAACACUAUUACUAGGGGUGAAGAAUGAUCUCCUUCCAGCUAGUUUUUCAAUAAUGUCACUGGGGAAUUAAGGUUGGAAGAUACUUCAGGAUGGAUAAAGCUGUUCAGCAUCCCAGUGAGAUCCUGAAUCAAACUAUCUCUAACAUUAGCCUUUCUCAGUUCUUGAACUUUGAUACAUGCCAACUUUCCUCCCUUACAGAAUUCUUGCUUAUCACAGCUUACACAUUGGUUACACUGGUGGGGCUUGUUGGAAAUCUUUGCUUAAUUAUUAUAAUAAAGAGACGGAAAGAAGCUCAAAAUGUCACCAACAUUUUGAUUGCCAACCUCUCUUUAUCAGAUGUCUUGAUCUGUAUCAUGUGCAUUCCUGUCACAGUUGCAUAUACCUUAAUGGACCACUGGAUAUUUGGGGAAGCAAUGUGUAAAAUAGGCUCUUUCAUACAAAGUCUCUCUGUCACAGUCUCCAUUUUCUCACUUGUACUCAUUGCUAUUGAGAGAUAUCAGUUAAUUGUGAACCCACGUGGCUGGAAGCCCAAUAUUUCACAUGCUUAUUGGGGAAUUCUUUUUAUCUGGGGGCUUUCCCUCAUCAUAUCCGCUCCUUUUUUAGUAUUCCACCAAAUAACAGAUGAACCCUUCAAGCAUCUGUCUUUCCACAGUGAUUUCUACAAGAACAAGGUUGCUUGCAUCGAAGCAUGGCCGUCUCUUACAGAGAGACUGAUUUUCACCACCAGCCUGCUGGUUUUCCAGUACUGCUUCCCAUUGGGGUUUAUUUUUAUCUGCUAUCUCAGGAUAUUUGUAUGUCUUCGAAGGAGACGAGGUAAAAUUGACAGGAUGAGAGAGAAUGAGAACAGGCUGAGUGAAAACAAAAGGAUCAAUAUGAUGCUGGUAUCAAUUGUUGUGACCUUUGCAGCCUGCUGGUUGCCUCUCAAUAUAUUCAAUGUGGUUUUUGACUGGAACUAUGAGGCACUAAUGAGCUGUAAUCAUAACCUGACAUUUACAAUCUGCCACCUUGUGGCCAUGAUCUCAACAUGUAUCAAUCCCAUCUUUUAUGGAUUUCUGAACAGGAACUUUCAGAAGGAUUUGGUAGUAUUAGCUCACCACUGCAAAUGCUCAGCAUCACAAGAUGAAUAUGAGAACAUCGCCCUUUCAAACCUGCAAACGGAUGCAUCUAAGGGGUCUCUGAAGUUAAACACUCCCCAUGUGGAUGUAUAAAAUAAUCUAACUGUAAUUUCCAAAAUUCUGUAUUUUGUUGAAGAUGGCCUUUUUCUGCAGGUCUUGGUCAUGUUACCACCAAGUUUAGAGGAAGUCUUUGCCAUUUAAUUUAGCAAAAACAGGAUUAUGCUCCUAUAGGCAUACUCUUAACAAGUACUUUAUGAUAGUAUUAAUGCUGAUAAACCACUUCCAACAGUCCUAAAGAUCAAUAAUAAUAAAUUAUAAACAGUAUUAAUGUCUUCCUAUUUUUAAUCCACAGUUUCCAAGUCACUGCAUGCUACCUUAACUCCAAUAAAAACGUUUCCAUUUCAGCCACUGUUGGGGACAUCUUUCCUAAACACCUGGCUUCCCCCAGGUAAACGCUGGACACUGUGGUAUUCCUAACUUCAGCCUUUCACACACUGUUUUCUGGCAUUUUUAUUUUCCAACACUGCAUCAAUACCCUCACUGGUUAACCUGCACUUUAGAGGCAGCUCACAUUGUAAGGAAGGCCCUUGAAGUUAUCUUUAGACUCCACCACCUUCCUUUCAGCCCCCUCAUGCA
Messenger RNA from Poecile atricapillus (Black-capped chickadee), 3369 nucleotides. Its product is annotated as neuropeptide Y receptor type 6-like. The record is from RefSeq and is a predicted model, not a curated record. Gene Ontology annotation, biological process: G protein-coupled receptor signaling pathway. NCBI's taxonomy places the organism in Eukaryota, Metazoa, Chordata, Aves, Passeriformes, Paridae. The coding region runs from base 1708 to 2826 and encodes 372 amino acids. Gene Ontology annotation, molecular function: neuropeptide binding; neuropeptide Y receptor activity. Gene Ontology annotation, cellular component: neuron projection; plasma membrane. The transcript is spliced from 3 exons.